UUCUCUGUUAGAUUUCUUUAAAAGAACUUGUUUGGUUUGAUUUGACUCUGAAAAGUCUCACAUGAAAAUAAACUGAGAAAGUCUCUGUUUGUGUCAUCAGGUGUGUUUGGUGAUAAAGUGAAGUCAGUGUCAGUGAUGGAGGGAGAUUCUAUUACUCUACACACUCAUAUUACUCAAAUACAGACAUACGAUUUAUUAGAUUGGAGCUUUGGUGUUCAAGGGGAUCUCAUAGCGCAAAUAAACAGUGAGGCCAAUAAGGUCUCAAUAAAUGAUGAUGUUCUUAAUGGGAGAUUCAGAGACAGACUGCAGAUGAAUAAUCAGACUGGAGAUCUCACCAUCACAGACAUCACAACUCAACACGCUGGCGAUUAUAAACUAGAGUUUACCAGAGUGAGGAUUACAAGAAAAACAUUCAGAGUUAGUGUAAUUGAUGUUGAUACAGAUGAGAUGAAGUCAGUGUCAGUGAUGGAGGGAGAUUCUGUUACUCUACACACUGAUGAUCCUGAUAUUAAGAAAUAUGAUGUGAUACUGUGGAUGUUUCACUCUAUUAUAGCUGAACUCAACAGAAACACUGCUUUCUUCUCUACAUUUGAUGAUGUUCAUGGUGUGAGAUUCAGAGAUAAACUGCAGCUGGAUGUUCAGACUGGAUCUCUUGACAUCAGAAACAUCAGAACCAAACACUCUGGACUUUAUGAAGUAGAUAUCAGCAGCACCACUAGCAGCAGCAGCACCACCACCAGUUAUACCAUACAUCAGUCAUUCACAGUUAAUGUCAGUGGUGAGUUGAUCAUAGUCUUCAAUUUAUACCACGGGUAA
Messenger RNA from Misgurnus anguillicaudatus (oriental weatherfish), 816 nucleotides. Lineage: Eukaryota; Metazoa; Chordata; Actinopteri; Cypriniformes; Cobitidae. The record is from RefSeq and is a predicted model, not a curated record.